AUGAGCGAGGACCUGUCCCCCGCGGUAGCUGCUGGAUCAGGUAGUAUGACCCUCGAGAGCAUAAGAAAGGAUCAAUUUGAAGCCUCAAGCCACCUGGAGGAUGUCUCCAUUGCGACUUCGGACAUGCAAGCACCAGAGGCACCGAUCAACUGGCCCACGUGGAAACGAAAUGCUCAAAUCCUGAUGGUGGCCAUCCACUCGAUGGUAUCCGUUUUCAUGGCCGCCGGGAUCAUUCCUGGAUAUGAAGCAAUGGCGGAGGAGUACAAAAUCACGGUACCUCAGGCUACCUAUUUAACGUCUGUCCAGAUUCUCAUCUUGGGAAUUGCCCCAUUCUUCUGGAUUCCUAUAACGAUGCGGUAUGGCCGUUACCACAUCUUCAUGUUCUCGGUGCUCGGCACCAUGGUGUGCAACAUCGGAGGCGUGUUCUGCAAAACGUUUGGCACGCAGAUGGCUACUCGUGCCAUUGCAGCCUGGCUCAUAUCGCCUCCCCUCGGCAUUGGCAGCGGUGUGGUGACAGAGCUGUGCUACCCGGAAGAGCGCGCUCGGAAGUUGGGAUGGUGGACUUUGCUGAUCACUAUCGGAAUCCCGGGCGGUGCAUUCAUAAAUGGCUUUGUUGUGCAGCACCUAGGAGUAGCCUGGAUAUUCUGGAUAUUUGCAAUUAUCAACGGGCUUCAACUCGUUGCCUACGUCCUGCUUGGUGACGAGACUCUGUAUGUCAAGGAAGUCUAUGUCUCUCAGAAGCCCAGCAAUAGCUGGAGUCGACUCAUCCCUUGUCGGCUCGACCCUCGCCCCUUCGAGCUGCAAAACUUUAUCGCCCCUCUUUUUCUGGGGAGAUACCCUCGUAUCCUGAUUCCGGGGAUUGCAUAUGGCGUCGCGUUUGCCUACGCUAACAUCGCCAUUAUCGUUGAGACGCCAUUGAUAUUCGGCGAGAAAUUCCAUUUCAACGCCCAGCAGAUAGGUUACCAGUUCGUCUCCAUCAUCAUCGGCUCCGUUAUUGGCGAACAAGUUAGUGGACCAAUGUCAGAUUGGUUCCUACGGUUCCUACAGCGUCGCAAGGGCCAUACCAUCCCCGCGGAUCGUUUGUGGCUGUCAUAUAUCGGAUAUGGCACUGUAUUCGCCGGUCUGCUUGUAUGGGGCUUCCAGUUGGAAAAGGCAACCACUUGGAACGUUACACCAUGCAUCGGCAUGGCUAUCGCUGCUUUUGGAAACCAGAUUCUCACUACCAUCCUCAUAUCCUUCGCAGUCGAUAGCCACAAGGAACAUUCUGCCAGCAUCGGUGUUUUCAUUAACCUCUGUCGUCAGAUCUAUGGAUUCUGCGGACCAUUUUACUUCCCUGAUAUGUAUGCCAAACUAGGGCUAAGCGGCGCUGCUGGUGUGAUGUGUGGUAUCAUCACAGUGGUGUCUCUAACCCCAGUUCUUUUAAUUCAGUUAAUCGACACACGGAGACAGCCCCGGCAAUAUUAA
Molecule: messenger RNA, 1464 nt
Organism: Penicillium robsamsonii
Lineage: Eukaryota; Fungi; Ascomycota; Eurotiomycetes; Eurotiales; Aspergillaceae
Exons: 3
Coding region: 1-1464 (487 amino acids)
Biological process (GO): transmembrane transport
Molecular function (GO): transmembrane transporter activity
Source: RefSeq, a predicted model, not a curated record